This is a messenger RNA of Linum tenue, 1509 nucleotides long. The record is from the annotation of a GenBank genome assembly. NCBI's taxonomy places the organism in Eukaryota, Viridiplantae, Streptophyta, Magnoliopsida, Malpighiales, Linaceae.
AUGGCUAAAACCCAAACCAUAGCCUGGGUUAACCAUCUCUUGUUGUUCUCUCUCAUUGCCUUGACCCUAGUCUUCAUCUCUUACUUCACCAUUCAUCAUAACUCUGCUUCCCUCGCCAAGUACCUUACCGAGACUACUGCUGCUGGUGUUACAUUCCAACAACAAUACGCCGCAAGCAAUGUGGCUGGAGGAAAUACUUGCUCAGGACGUUACAUCUAUGUUCAUCAUCUGCCUACCCGUUUCAACGACGAUGUGUUCAACAGCUGUCGCGAUAGUUCGCUGCUCAAGAACCCUGAUAUGUGCCCAAACCUCUCCAACUUGGGAUUUGGAGCUCAGGUCAAUAUUAAGAACCCAUCUGGUGACCAGGGCUUGAUCACGGAGAGAUUGGCGAGCAGCUGGUACGCUACCAAUCACUUCAGUCUCGAAGUCAUCUUCCGUCACAGGUUGAUGAAGAGCUAUGAUUGCUUGACCAAUGAUUCAUCCUUGGCCUCCUUGAUCUACGUGCCAUUCUAUCCCGGUUUCGACAUUGUUAGACAUCUCUGGGGGAAUUACAAUACAACUGUGAGAGAUGCUCUAGGUUUUGAGUUGGUGAGCUGGCUGAAAAACCAGCCCAAUUGGAAGACAUCAGGUUUAUGGGGAAGGGACCAUUUCUUUGUUUCAGGCAGAAUUGCUUGGGAUCUUCGAAGACCAGAUGACGAUGAUUCACAUUGGGGAAGCAAGCUGAUGCAACUUCCUGAAGCAAUGAACAUGACAAUGCUUUCGAUUGAGACAACUUCAUGGAGCAACGAGUUGGGGAUUCCAUACCCGACAUACUUCCAUCCUCGUCGGGUAAAAGAAGUGCAUCGAUGGCAGAAGAGAAUGACAAGACAAAAGAGGCCAUACCUAUUCUCCUUCGUGGGUGGGCCGCGAGCUAACAUGACAGACUCCAUCCGUGGGGAGCUCAUAAACCAGUGUCUAGCUUCAAGGAGGAAUUGCAAGCUGCUGAACUGUCAUUCAGCCAAUUGUACGAGUCCAAUUGAGGUGUUGAAAGUGUUUCGGAACUCGGUCUUUUGCCUGCAGCCUGCUGGUGAUUCAUACACCAGGAGGUCAACUUUCGAUUCCAUCUUGGCCGGGUGUAUUCCUGUAUUCUUCCAUCCCUUUUCGGCUUAUACACAGUACAUAUGGCAUCUUCCAAGGAACUACUCUUCUUAUUCUGUUUACAUACCGGAAAAUCUGGUGAGAGAAGGGAUAGUCAGCAUCAGAAUGCAACUGCUUCAAGUUUCAAAGGCCGAAGUAGUGUCGAUGAGACAAGAAGUGAUAAACUUGAUCCCAAAGGUGAUAUACAGGGAUCCAAGAUCAAAAUCGAAGGAUUUUGAAGAUGCAUUUGAUAUUGCAAUUAAGGGAAUGCUGGAAAGAGUUGGCAAAGUAAGGAGACAGAUCGAGGAAGGGAAAGAUCCAGGGACUGGAUUUGCAGAACCAGGUAGCUGGAAGCUGAAGCUUGAAGAAGGAUGGUACAGGGAGAGAUCGUGA